Molecule: messenger RNA, 10214 nt
Organism: Dictyostelium purpureum
Lineage: Eukaryota; Evosea; Eumycetozoa; Dictyosteliales; Dictyosteliaceae
Exons: 4
Coding region: 1-10131 (3376 amino acids)
Biological process (GO): RNA 3'-end processing
Molecular function (GO): nucleotidyltransferase activity
Source: RefSeq, a predicted model, not a curated record
AUGUCACAAAAUGAAAUUUUAAAAUAUAUUUUUCAAUCACCAACCGAUGUAAAUAAAAUAAUCAAUAAUAUCAAUGAAAUAAUUCAAUUAAACCCAGAGUUUGAAGAAGAUUUAAAUGAUGCAAAGAAUGUAUUAGUCAAUGAUAUUAACCAAAAUGUUCCAGAUGAUAGUGCAAAACCUUUAUUCUUUAGCGAUAAAAUUAAAGAAAUAAAAAACUAUGUAUUCCAAGAGUUUAACGAAAUUGUUGAAAGUAACGAAGAGGUUUCAUUAGAUUUUCAAAUCUUUUCUAAAUUCAUCAAAAUUAGAAUAAUGAUAGAAUUCAAUAAUUUAUACCAAAAAAAAAGUUUACACGAAUUCUUUGGCCAAAAUGACAUUGAACAGCUUGUUAAGUGUUUAAGCGAUAUCUCUGAAUUUCAAAGCAAUUCUUUAAUCAGUUUUUCCGAUGUGCUCUCAAAAAAAGUUAACCCAGCCUCAAUUUGUAAAGAGUUCUCAUUUAGAAGAGGUGGUGAUAAAUAUUUUAAAGUAUCUAUUCCAGUUUUUAAAUUAAAUGAAAAAGAAGAUAUUAAAUUGGUAGUUUCAAGUUUAUUAAAUGAAUUGUUGGCUCCAAAGCAUCCACAACUUCAGUUGCCAUUACAACCACAGCUUCAAUUGGAAUCACAACCAGAAAGCCCCCAACUAUCAACAUCAUUACCAGCACAACAACCAAUGAUACCAUCAACACCACACCCAUCAUUAACUGAUCAACAGUUUUUAAAAUUACAAGAGCAAAUUCUUAAAUUACAAUUACAAUUACAAAAUCAAGAGAAAAAAACACAACCUCAGCCAAUAGAGUUACAACCACAACAACCACAAGAAGAGAAUGAGCAAGACAAUAAAAUUUUAAAAAAAAUUUUCAAAAUAGCAAACACAAACAAAAUUAUCUCAUCAAUUGAUCAUACAAAUAAAAAAUAUCCACAAUUUGGAGAAACUCUAAAUAAAAUACUUGAUAUCAUUUCGAGUGGCAAUACAAUUGAAAGUGUUAUCAAUAAUAUCAAGAGGGAUGCCAAUAUCGAUUUUUGCAUAGAGUUUGUAUGUCCAAAAAGUUCAUUAAGUGCCAAUCCUUUGUUUGCAAGAUUCACUGCUCUUGCUUUGAUGGUAGAAAUUAAUAACAUUUAUCAAGUAAAAUACCUUAGAGACAUUUCAACUUCGAAAUCCAUUCUUCCUCAAGCUUUUAUUCAAUUAUUAGAAGAAAUUAAAGAUUAUCACAAGAGUACCUCUUUUAGAUUCUCAAACAUGGUCGAUUCCAAUGAACUUAAACGUGUUUAUCACCAAUCUAUAAUUCCUAAAGAGUUUAGAUUUAUUCAUGUUGGUAAUAUUGUUUCAAUUCCGGUUUUAAAGCUUCCAGGUUUUCUCAAUGAAGAUCUUACAAUUAUAAUUCCGCAAUUAUAUAACGAGUUACAAAAUGAUUGUCUUAAAUACAAAGCAGAUAUUAAUGGUAAUCCUAAUGGCAAUGGUAAUGCUAGCUUUAGUUCAAUAGAAAAAACGCCAUCAUCAACAUCUAUAUCUUCAUCACAUUUAAUUUCAAUUUUCAGCUCGUCAGUAAAUAAUCUUAAAGAUAUAAUCGAUAUUAUUGAUGAGAAAAAAAAAUCAAAUCCUCAAUACCUUCACAAAUUCGUUUUAUUAAAGAGUCUAAUCAACAAAGAUUUUGUUGCAAAUAUUCAACAAAUAAAAAGAAAGACCAGCUCAGUUAAGGUUUCUCAUUCAAAAGAAAUAUACAAUUUAUAUAUAACCUUAAGAACUAUAUUAGAAUUUAAUUUACUUUAUCAACGUAAAUGCAUUGAUGAAAUCACUGAAGGUUCAACCCAACAGGAAAAGUCAAAAUUAUUAUCAAAUCUUUGUGAUUUAUAUAAAAAAGUUCCAACUGAUUUAAAACCAUUAGUCAAAUACCCAAAUCCACUUGUUCAAGAAUAUACAUUCAAUUUUAAUGGUAAAAAGAGUUUAGUUUCAUACUUUAAAAUUGAUUCAGAUGAUUGCUUAAGAGCCUCAAACAAUCUUUUAAAUCAAAUAAAACAAAUUUUAUCGGAUAGAAAAAUAGAAUCGUUUAAGGAUCAAGAAGAACAAGAGCAAGAUCAAGAACAAGAUGAAAAUGAAAAUGAUAGUGAAGGUGAAAGUGAAAGUGAUUAUCAAGAUUAUAGUCAUAUAUUUGAUGAUGAGGUUUACGAAUUACCAAAUAUAGAGAUCGAUAUUGGAAAUUACAACAUUAGAGAAGAUAUACAUACUUUAUUAAAAAUGAUUUUUUCAAAUCAAAAUUUAAAAAGUUCAACAAGCUUUAUUGAUGGCUUAAGAAUGUUGGAUGUUGAAAAGCCAAGUUAUAGCAAAACUUUGCAAAAAAUUAUUCACUUUGUUGAAGUCAAUAAAGAGGAGUUUGAACAUCAAUUUAUUCAAAAGAUAAAGAGCUAUCAAAACCUCAUCAUUAAAGGCGUUUCAAGUUUUAAAAAAACUGCUUUUUUAAAUGAAACAAACCCUUUAUAUAAAUGUUUUCUAAAAUCAAUCUAUCUUUUUAGAGUAUUAUUCGAAUUUAAUGCCUUCCAUCAAAAGAUUCACAUAAACGAACAAUUGGCUACUUUAGGUUCAUCAGCAACAGUCGUUAGAGAUACUAAUUUCAAACUAUUCUCAAUUCACAAUACACUUAGGGAUCAAUUAUUCAAAGUCCAUUGGGUAUGCAGAGGUUCAUUCAAGACUUUAUCCCAUGAAUUUACUUAUUUAUUGCCCGAUUUGUCAUCCGUUACAAUUAAUGCAUUCGAAAUUGAAGGAGAGUUUAUUACCGAUUUACUAGAGUCACUAUUCAUCGAAACCCAUUUAAUCAUUUCAAAGAUUUUAAAUGUUGAACCAUCCUAUACUCCAAUUAUGAGACAAAGCAAUAAAAAGUACAUGAAUUCUAUAAUUUCCUCAACUGAUAAUACUGAUGACGAAGAAAAAGAACAAAAAGAAGAAAAAGUAGAAAAAGAAGAAAAAGAAGAAAAGAAAGAACCAAUGUCGGCAAUUGUUCCAAAAAAACAACUCUCAAGUACAACUACAACCACAGCCUCAACUAUAUUGAAUACUCCAAAAACCGAAAAUAAAAACUCCAAAACUUUUGAUAUUAGUAACGCUGGUAAAGAGGAUGGUUAUUAUGAUGAAAAGGGUAAUUUUGUUGGAAACUUUUAUGACGAAAAAGGAAGAUAUUGUGAAUGUUUUUAUGAUGGCUUUGGUAAUCAUAUAGAAGGUUAUUAUGACGAUAAUGAUAUGUACAUCGAAGGUUACUAUAAUGAAGAAAACAUUUUUGUUGAGACCUAUAACGAAAAUUUCGAAAAUCCACCAGCAGUCGAAUCAACUGAAAAUGAAACUAAUUCUGAUUUUUCAACACCAACUCAAGAAACCCCAGAUCAUAAUCAACUUGUAGAAGCUAUGAACACUUUAGAAAUAGAAUCAAAUGACUCACCAAAAACUUUUAGAACCAACUCAAAUCCAACUUUAAAACCAAAUAUUUUAUUAGAUAUUUUUAAAAAUCCAUCAAUUGAAGGUAUUGUUGAUUCAGUUAAUCAAUAUAUUAGGGAUAUACCAAAAAUUUCUAAAAUCUUAAAAGAGAUAAGCAAAAUUAUGCAAUCAAAUGAUGGUAAUAAGAAAAUAGGCGACAAACUUGAAACAAUAAAGAAAAAUGCAAUUACCCAAAUCAAGAAAAUUUUGGGUUCAUUUGAUGCUUCCAUUUUUAAUACCUACAUCACUUUCAAAGUUUUACUAGAUUUUAAUAACCAUUACCAAAGAAAUUUAGUCAAAGAUUUUGCUGAAGGUUUAAAAACAUCUCCAAAAAAAAUGGUGGAAAUCAAAAAACAACUACUUUUUGCCAUCAGUACCUUCCAUAAUUGUCUUCCAUUAGCUAUCAGUGAUUUAGCUGACAGUAGCAAAACAAAUGCUUCACAGGAAAUCGAUAUCGCCAGAGUUUUUACUUUUAAUUGCGAUGAGGUACCAGUUUCAAUUCCAGUUUAUAACAUUCCAGGUUAUGAAGAUAUUCAAACUGUUCUUAAGGGAUUACGUGACAAAAUAGUAUUAAAUAUUAGAAAAAAAUUGGGUAAAGAACACUCUCCAACUGGAAGUUGGAUUUUCAAGGAAUUACCUCAAACAAAUGUUUUUACCAACGACUCAACAAAUAUCAAAAUAGAUCCAAUAGAUCCAAUAGAUCCAACAGAUCCAAACCUUUUCAGUCAAAUUUUUAAUACCCACAAUCCAAAAGUUAUUUUAGGAACCAUUACUAGUUUAAUGGCUAGUCAUACAGAUAUUAUCGUCGAUUUAUCCAUGGCCAAAGAUAUCAUGUUGGGAAAAGAUGAUGGGAAAAAAAAUUUAGCUCAUAAGUUUGAAAUUAUAUUAAAACAAUUAAAAGGAGAUAUGAAAGCUAUGUAUAAAGCUGAUACAAGCGAUAUUGUUGGAAGUAUUCUCUACCAGAAAUAUUUAAACUUUAGAAUGGCCAUCGAGUUUUCUCGUAUCUACCAAAGAAAAUGCCUUAAACAAUUGUUGUUCCAAACUCCAUCCAAAGUCACCCCCAUCUUUGCUGAACUUAGUUCCCUACAUAAUAACACAAGUAUAUCACUCAAAGAUAUCUCCUCCAAAGAAUAUUCAAAAAAAAUUUGCUCAAAAUUUACAUCACUCGAUAAAUCGAUUGUCAUUCCAACAUUUAAAUUGGGGGAUCUUGGUAUUUCUUCAUUCAUCAAACAAUUAUAUAAUGAAAUCAAAGAUUCAAUAAUUGAACAUAAAGAUAUUUUAAAUCCAUCUAAAAAAGAAAAAAAUCCCUCAUCAUCUAAACCAAAAUCAACAUCAGAUAAAAUGAAAAAUAAUAGAAAAUUAUCUAAAGAAGAUGAUGAUAUCGAUUCAUCAAUUAUUGAAAGAGAUUUAAUUAGUGAUGAUACAAAGAAACUUAAAUAUAUUUUCAGAGAUUCUUCAAAUGUACAAAUAAUUAUUAAAUCAAUUCAAACAUUGUCCGAAGCUUGUCCAAAAAUUUCAAAGAAUAAUACUGAACUUCAACAAAUUAUAUUAGAGUCAUUAUUUAAUUCAAGAAUUGAACAACUUUAUAUUAUUACUCAAAAAGAAUUGCCAACUUUAUUGAAUAUUCAAAAGAACUCAGAGGAGUAUCAAAUUAUUUUCAAUCAAAUUUUAUCUUCAAGGGUAAUGUUAGAGUUUAGUAAUAGUUAUCAAAGAUUUGUACUCAAGGGAUAUUGCAAACAUGAUAUUCAUGGUAAUUCACAAAAAUGGAAACAUCUUUACGAUCUUUUAAACAAUUGCCAUCAACCUCCAAUGAACACCAUCCAUUUCAUAGAUGAAGAUAUUGAAAGAUUCAUUCCAGACAAGUGUAAAUUCCUUGUUAAUGAAAGUACAGAAAAUGUCGAAAUUCCACUCUUCCAAUUUAUCAAUACUGAUAUUAGUAUCAUAUUAAGAUCUCUAUUCCAAGACACUGUAUCCAUAAUCAAGAAAUUUAAAUCCGGCUAUCCAAUUGAAAGAACUCUUUCAAAUACUUGCGAACCCCAACAAAAAAAUGAAAAACAAUAUGAAGAGGAUCAAUCAGAAGACGAUGAAUCCGAUUCAUCAACAGCUUCAAAAACACAAAUUAAAAUCGUUACCCCAGGUAAAAUUAAUCACAUGAAUUUUAUUUUUAGAACCGUUUUUUCCUCACCAUCUUGCACCGAAAAUAUCUUAUCAACCAUUGUUCAACUUUCGAAAUCAUAUCCAAGACAUGCAGAAAAUCUAGUUGUUAUCAAAAAAAUUCUUGACGAAUAUGGUCAUGAAUUUAACACCAAUAUUAAAAAACAAAAAGAAUCCCUAAUUCGAGAUAUGGAGGAUUUACUUAAUAAGAAGGCAGAUCCAAAGAGUUUUGAAGACAUCAAAGCCGAUUCACUUGUAGUUUUAGCCAUGAUAGAAUUUAAUCAUCUAGCUCAAAAGUUUUAUCUCAAAGAUAACGUCGAUCCAUUUGAAAAAGAAGAUUACAAUUUCCUUUCAGAAGCCCUCAACAGACAUUGUAAGAAAAUCGAUUUCAAAUGUAUUGAAAGUGGCAAAUUUGACAAAGAUUCCUGUAAAACAUUUUCUGCAAAUAAAGCUAAUGGCAUGGUUAUUGAAAUCCCAGUCAUUACACUUCAAAAAACGAACGAAUCAAUUUUACUCAUUGUUAAAUCACUUUUUAACCAUGUCAGUCAAUCAAUUAAAAAAUACAAAUCAAAUGGUGGAGUUAAUAAAAACAAUAAUCAAAUAUCACCAAGUAAUCAUUUAUCAAAUAAUUAUAAUAAUGACACCAACUAUAUAUCUCAAACAAACAAUGCUUUCAGGAUUGCUCAAAGAGGUUCUAAUGUAUUGGAUGAUAUUUGGUUACCAAAUAAUAAUAAUAAUAAUUCAAAUAAAAAAACAUCAAAUACCCAAGUGGCAAUCGAGGAAACAUUUGAAUUUGAUCCAAGUCGUUUUACUAAACCAAAGGUUAAUACUAAAAACAAUGGAUACCAACACGAAUCUGUUGUUUAUGGUUCAAUUCAUGACAAGGAUGUUGGUGACAAGAAAUAUGAUAAUUUCGUUUAUGGUAAAAAUCCAAGUGGCAUAAACAAUAGUACUAAUGAUUCAAGUUUCCAAACAUUCAUUUUUAAUGGCACCUCGAAUUCUAAAUUAUCCUUAAAUUCCAACAGUAGUACUAGUUCUAUAGUUGAUAAUAUUGCAAAGAGGUAUCAAGAAAGGGAAGAGAAAUAUCCACCUUUAGAUUCUAAAAUAAAUUCCAAUACCAAUUCAAUUGUCGAUAUUAUCGCUAAAAAGUAUCAAAUUAAUAAAGGACUUUCAUCAACCAUCACCUCAACUCCAACUCCAACUACAACUACAACUACAACUUUUGCUCAAGCUAUCAAACAGGUUAUUAAUGACACACCCUCAAUAACUCCAACUCCAACCCCAACUCCAACUCCAACUCCAACUCUAACACCAACUUUUGCUCAAGCUAUCAAACAGGUUAUUAAUGACACAACCUCAACUACUCAAACUACCGACCCGGCUGUUCCUGAAAGUGAAAGUGAAGGAGAUGGUUAUUAUGACGAGUUAGGAAACUUUAUUGGUACCUACUAUGAUGACAAUGGCACUUUUACUGAAUGUUAUUACAACGAUUUCGAUACAUAUGUUGAGGGUUUUUAUAAUAGUAACAAUGUUUGGCUUGAAAGUUAUAAAAACAAAAAUGGUAUCUAUGUUGAAGGUUUCUAUAAUAAAAAUGGAACUUAUGUUGAAAGCUAUACCGACAAUGAUGGAAAUUAUAUUGAAGGUUAUUAUAACAAACAUGGCAACUAUGUAGAAGGUUUUUAUGAUGAACAAAAUAGAUAUAUCGAAUGCUACUAUGACCAAGAAGGCUUCUAUAUUGAAGGUUACUAUGAUGACGAUGGUUAUUAUAUCGAGGGUUAUUAUAACGAAAGUAAUGAUUUCAUUGAAACCUAUAACGAGAGAAAUGAAUCAGAAGAAACCGAACAAGAAGUUGAGAAAGAAAACAAACAAGAAGUUAAAGAAAACAUCGAAAAAGAAAACAUCGAAAAAGAAAAAGAAACUAUUGAAGAAAUCGAAGAAUACUUUGAAGAAGAAGAAUAUAAAGUAAAUAGCAAUAAUAAUAUUUUUAAUAGUAAUAACGAAUAUGAACCAAACAAUCAGGAUAAUGAUUACUUUGUUGAUGAAUAUAACGAAGGUGGUAGUGAAUAUCGUAAUUCAAAAAUUUUAAACAAUCCAGAAUCACCAUUAAUUAGAGACCAAGUCGAUGUAACCUCAAUGAAUAGUCAAGCAAUUAUCGAAGUCUUUUUAAAAUCCGACCCAACCAGAAUCAGUUUACUUCAAGCCAAUAAUAUUGUUUGUGUUCCAGAUAACUUCUCAAGCUAUGACCAAUAUAAGAAUACAUUCAAGCCACUCAUUGUCGAAGAGUUUAGAAAAGCACUCGAAAUUAACUUUUGUGAAAUUGAUGGAGUUUCAUUAAAUGGAGAUGGAUCAAUUUGUGGUUUAGAAAAUAUUGAUAUGAAAUCAUCGAUUACAGUUCACUCAAUUGUAGAAACUUCAGAAAAAUCACUUACAGCUAUUCUUUACGUAACAGUUUUAAAUAAGAACGAGGGAUUUUUAGUCAAUGACUUGGUUUUAUUCAAAGCACUCGAUGAUGAUCAAAAUCCUGUAUUUACAUUAUCAAGAGUAACUAAUCACGGUUUAAUAAAAGGUUCGCAACAAAAAGUUCAUUGCCAAUUUGUAACCUCUAAACAUACCAAAAUUUUCAUCGAAAAGCUCUACGAAAUCUCAAGUCAACAUAAAUAUCACAAAAGAGAUUACCAAAAUCAACUAUCCCUAACCGGUUCAAAUCCACUUUAUCUUAUCAAGGUCUCAAGCUGUGUUACAUUCCAUAGAGAAUUAGAUGCAUUGGACAAUAUUGGUGGAUCCCAUUUGAUUGACUUGUUACUCGAGCCAACUUUAGAAAAAUUCGAACUAUUAAAAGCAAAGAAAUGGGAGAUUCCAGAAUCAUUAAAAGAACAUUAUAGUACAAUCUUAAAUUCAUCCCAAAUUAUUGCUAUCAAUGAGUCUUUAUCACACGAAGAUCUCCUUCAAAAGGAUCGUACCUGGGGUCCAUACAUCGAUUAUAUUCAAUCAAUUGGUAGAGUAAAAUCAAUCGACACUCAAUUUGUUAGAGUUUUACAAGAAGAAGUUUCUAAGUUUGAUAGAAUACACCCAGAAGGUUUACUUAAUGAUUUCGAUAUCAGUUACAACGACGAAGAAGAGCCAAUAGAUGAUAAUGAACGUAGAUUUAUUUGCCAAGAUGACGAUGAAGAUCUUUUGGAUGAAAGCGAUAAGAAUAUUAUUAUCAAUGUUGAUAAAAACGGCACCUCAUCAAGUAAUACUUUUUUCAAACCUGUAGCUGCUGAUGAAGAUGAUGAAAUACAAAUUAUUAUUGACGAAGAGUUCCCAAGAUAUUUUAUUGAAGUUAUCGAAGAACUAAUUGCCGCAAGUGCAUUAAAGAUCGAUUCAAACAUUCUAAUUAAAAAGAAAUCACUAAGAAGAAAUUUCUUAGAGUAUCAAAAUAGAUUACCCGAAUAUUUCAAAUAUAUUUACAACAAGUUCCCAUUGGUAAACUAUCAAACUGAUACAAUCUUAACCAACAAAUUAUUUGCUUUCGCAAAAACUGUUGAAUGUAAUAAGAGAACUAUCAAAGAAGAAUGCUUUGGUCGUUUAAAGAAAUAUUUAAUUAGCGGCUUUUCAAAUAGCAAUAUUAGCAUUUUAGGUUCAUAUCUUUAUGAUUUAGCUUUAACCGAUAGUGAUUUAAAUGUCAACUUUACAAUCACAGAAAAAGAAUCAGAUAUUAGAAUUUACAAACAAGUUUCAGUAUUUUUAGAGAAAAAUGGAAAUUAUAAGGUUCAAAGCAAGAGAUUUGAAGAUCAAAUACCAGUUAUUAGAUUCAUCGAUAUUCAAAAACGUAUUCAAUUCGAAAUGAGUUUCAACUCUCAAAUGGGUUACCACAAAUCAUUACUCAUCAAAGAAUAUGUAAUGAGUGACUCAAGAGUCAAAUCAUUAACUCUUUUAGUUAAACAUUGGGCCUCUCAAAAAGAUAUCAACGAUUAUGAAAAGGAUACUUUCUCAUCAUUCUGUUUGGUUAACAUGGUUAUCUUCUUCCUUCAAAAAACCAAUAUUUUACCAAAUCUUUCCGAACCAUCACAAGAAUCCCUUAUUCCAAAUAAAUCUCAAUUAAAGGCAAACUGUAGAGUCGAAAACAAUUUAGUUAAAUACUAUGAUAUCACAACAUUAAUCAUUGAUACAAAGAAACUAUCAGUUUCUUCACUUUUAUACAAAUUCUUCCACUUUUAUUGUACCUUUGAUUUCAAAAAUAAUCAUAUUUCAAUUACCAAUAUUCCAUUCGAUAGAUCGCAGUUAAAAAAUCAAGAUUCACCAAUUAUCGUUUUAGAUCCAUUUAUUGAAGGUAAAAACUUGGCUCAAUCAAUUACCCAAAAUACAUUUGAAAAUAUCAUGACAGAAUUUGCAAUAAUGGAAUAUAAAUUAAAGCAAUUUAACAAACCCAACUAUGCUAAAUUUAAUGAUACCAAAGAAAUCUUCGAUGAAAGCUUAUCAUUAUCUUCAAAUGGUUUUUAGAUACAAAUUAACUCACUCUUUAGGUUGCCACACACUUUUAGAACCAAAAUAUUAAUAAUCAAAAUAAAAUUAUGUUUAAAUUU